AUGAGAUGGCAUGGCAUGAAAAACAACCAUGAGGGACAAUCAACAAGUAUGUUGUCAACUCGUAUCGGGGCUUUAGGGGCUAUCCCCUGUGCUAUUUCCUGGCUCUACAAGGGAAUUGCUGACCGAAGGCAACGAUCAGGAGCCAGGUUCAGCGUACGUGUCAGCGCCAUCGGACUUUCGCCUGCACAUGGAUCCCCUCCUUGUGAUUUACUAUCGGCGCACGCCACUGAAUCUGACGAAUCUCCCGGUGUAUAUUUACGAGAAGAAUUAUUGGGAGGUCCAACGGAACUUCGAGCUCCGACUGCUGAAAGGGCUGCUCUUUUUUUGGACGCUGCUUUAGCCAGCAGAUCACAACAUCAACAACAAAAUCAGCAAAGUUCGGGCCAAGAUCCUGCCCUGCUUUUUACCCUGCACGUGUAUCAGUAUAGUCUUGCUGGAAAAGGAGGAGUUGCUGGUGGUAGAAGUCGCCUACACUUGAUAGACCUCGGAUCCUGCGCAGGUCGCGGGUCUCGUCUGCCCUUAUCAGGGCUGAGCAAUGUACUUCUGGCUGUUUUGAGUGGCCAACGUCAUCCACCUCACAGAGAUCAUCCUCUGACACCUCUGCUAAGGGAUUGUCUACAACCCUUAUCUUGCAGAGUGACGGUUCUGGCUCACGUGGCACAUUCUCAGUGUCACAGUGACGCUCUGACUACUGUCCAGAUUGCUUCAAGGGUUCAUAGGAUGAGGAGGAGGCGUGUUUUAAAACAAGUCAAUUGCACAACGUCUGACGAUCACAAACAGCAAAGUGAACCUGAUCCAUCAAGCAGCGAUUUGUCUGCAGAUACUGUGAUUUAUUUAGGACCUGUUGAUGAAGCUACUGAUGGAGAACAUCCACCUGUAUAUUUACCUGGUAUCAAUUCAGGAGAUAAUAGAUGCGCUAUGGGAAAGGCUUUGCGAGGAUCUGGUGCAGAAAUAAAAUUAUCUAGGUUACCGCCUACACAUAAGAAAGUGACUUCGUCACCUGCAAAAUCUUCACCCGCCAAAAAGAAUGUCCAAAAAGAACAAGUUUUAAGUAGUCCUGCAAGAAGUAGUCAUAAAGGUAGCGAAGAACAGUGGAUCGAUGGGCCGAGGGUGUCCAAAUCAAAAGUUGCUGAAGCUAGGUGCAUGAUGAAAUUACACUCCGACCAGAUCAAACAACACGAAACUUGGAUAGACGGUCCAGCGAUUAAACUGCCAGUAACGCAUUCAACUGGCGGUUAUGGUUUUAUGGACAGCCACAAAAAAUCCAUGAUACGACAAUGGGUCCAAAAUUCGACUUCACAAUUGCAGAGUAAACGUACGCCUACUAGAUCAUAUUUACCUACCCCAACUAGUCUACCUAUUGCAAAUCAUGAAGAGAUGUUAGAAAUUGAAGUUACGGAGAAGAAAACAAAAAUUGAAGAAAGUGUUGUGAAAACUGGUCUUCGCGAGAUGAAACCAAGUGAUGCUAUCAAUGAGCAAGUUGAUGAGGAAGAUAGUAGUGAGGAAGGACCUUCAGAAAUUCCUCCUGCGUUGGAACUAAUCAGGCCUUUAUCUACAGAUAGUUUGAAUGUUUGCAACACGCAAGACUCUUGUUUGCAAGUGACUGAAGAUGACAUUGCAAGAUGUAUGUCGGUAAAAGAUCAUCCUUUGAGUGCUUUGAGUUUUAGUGAUGUCACAGCUGUGUCUAGUUUCAAUGGUAUUUAUGAUACCUUCAGCGAGUGUGAUAUAGAUGAAAAUUCUAGAAGGCAUUUUGAUCAACUAGCCAAAUUACGAGAACUUUUCCAGUCCCAACUGGCAAUGGCUGAAGUUACUCCACAUUAUGGAGCCAGCAGUGUUUAUAGUGAACCAGUAUAUAGAAGAGCUGACGGCAACGGCAGUGUUUACAGCGAACCUGCAUACAGAAUGUACGGAAAAUCAGAAUCCAAACCAGAUCUAGUGAUUGAUCUAAAUAUGGCAAAUGAACUGUGCAAUCUUAGACAACCAGACGGCGCAUCUGAUCCUAAUAUAAAUGAAGACUUAUCACUGCCAAUUGUGAGCUUGGUAUCAGUAGAUGCUCCAGAUGUCAUUUGCUCUUCGUCUGCCAUCAUAGUACCAGUCCAGCAACAAGAACUGUAUGACAGUGGUCACGAGUCUACUCCAAGGGCUUCUAAACAUUCCGGUAUUUCCAGAAGAGCGGAAAGCGGUUACGACAGUGUGGCUUCUAGUAGUGUGGUCAACGCAAAUAUGAGUUACCAUAAAACUCCGAAAAAUACCAAAGUGAAAUGUAAAUACCAAGGUGAUAAUAAAUCUUUUUGUAGCUGGCUGAGGAAUCCAUUUACCUGCGCGAAUCCUGAGACUGAUGCUGAAGUGAGCGAUUUUUAA
Messenger RNA from Ctenocephalides felis (cat flea), 2361 nucleotides. RefSeq names its product kinesin-like protein CG14535. The transcript has 7 exons. Gene Ontology annotation, molecular function: ATP binding; microtubule motor activity; microtubule binding. The record is from RefSeq and is a predicted model, not a curated record. Gene Ontology annotation, biological process: microtubule-based movement. The coding region runs from base 1 to 2361 and encodes 786 amino acids. NCBI's taxonomy places the organism in Eukaryota, Metazoa, Arthropoda, Insecta, Siphonaptera, Pulicidae.